UGCUUUGGCGGAACAUUGAAGGAAGCAGCGCAGCAGCAAUGGCUGCGACCUUGUGCAGAGCAUGGUGUUCAUAACAAUUUAAUCAGUGAACCAACUAAAAUGCCCCUAUCUCGACCAUUUGAAGUGACAGUUUGGUAUUUAUAGUGGCUCUUUCAAGAUUAGCAUCAUGAUAUCGUUCAUCAAGGCUGCUGUGGGCGGGUUGACCGGUGUCUGUGGAGCCCCCGGUCACCGGCAAGGUCCUUUGUACAACCAUUUGAAAGUCUUAGCUGCUGGCUUGAAGACGUAUGAAAUCCCUCCAGACUACAGUGAUGUGGUGCUGCCAGUGAAACCCAAAUUAAAGUUUUUGAACAAGGUGCCUAACGUGAUAAAGGCUAGGAAAGAGAUGAAGAAUCUGAAGGAUAUCCAAGGCCCAGCUGUGUCAGCAAAUACCUUCACUACAGGACAGUAUGGUAUUGUGGCCCUGGGAGGGGGCUACCUCCAUUGGGGUCACAUGGAGAUGAUGCGUCUAACUAUCAACCGCAAGAUGGAUUCCCGGACUACAUUUGCCCGCUGGCGCAUCAACGCCCCAUAUAAGCCCAUCACACGUAAAGGUCUGGGUCAGCGCAUGGGUGGGGGCAAAGGAGCCAUCGACCACUAUGUGACACCUGUCCGCUACGGUCGCCUUAUCGUGGAGGUGGGAGGAAAGGUGGAGCUGGGGGAGGUUGAGCAUAUCUUAACUGAAGUGGCAAAGAAGCUACCCUUCCCUGCCAAGGUAAUGAGCAGAGAGAUGCUAGCAGCCUUUCAAAAGAAGCAAGCUGAUAUGGAACAGAACAACCAGAAUCCCUGGACCUUUAAGCAAAUAGCAAGGGGCAACAUGCUGGGUAUCAGGAAAGUUCUCAGCCCUUUUGACCUGAAAAAUGGUGGACGCUUCAUGGGCAAAUUCCACCUCCCGGGAAGGGUGUGACAGACCCAAAGGAUGGAAAUCAGUACAGUGUAAUAUGAUCCCAUCCAGACCACACCUUUGAAGAGGCGACCAACAUUUUGGAAUCCUUUGGCUCCUAGUCAUAUUUUGGAAUCUUCUUACUUUUUUUUUUUUUUAAACACAUAUUAAUGAAUUUUAUGUUGUGUUAAAAUGACUGUUUUCUUUUGCUUCAAAAAACUAAUAAACUAUAUUAUGUAUUUCAAUUUCACAUGGUGACUCAAGUAUUGUGACAAUAUUGAAUUUGAAUGCCUUUGUCUAAUCAGCUGCAAAAAGAUAUGAGAUAAGUGAACACAAAAUUUCGCUAUAUCAAGAGCAACAACAAACUAAUGAAUAAAAAUCACAAAAUAGGUGACUGUGAAGUAUUUUCUAAUAAUUCACCAGUCCAAAAAAAAUAUGUAUUUCUCUAAAUCUGGUUAGAGCAGACUGCCAGUCAAAAUCACCUCAGAAGGUAAUUUCCAUGGCUGGGUUUUGUUUUAUAUAUUACACUUAUGUUGUAUUCAUAAAUUGUAUUAAAAUAAAGACAUCACUUUCUUUCUUA
Molecule: messenger RNA, 1499 nt
Organism: Lates calcarifer (barramundi perch)
Lineage: Eukaryota; Metazoa; Chordata; Actinopteri; Centropomidae
Gene: mrpl16
Product: mitochondrial ribosomal protein L16
Exons: 5
Coding region: 167-943 (258 amino acids)
Biological process (GO): mitochondrial translation
Cellular component (GO): mitochondrial large ribosomal subunit; ribosome
Molecular function (GO): structural constituent of ribosome; rRNA binding
Source: RefSeq, a predicted model, not a curated record